Molecule: messenger RNA, 582 nt
Organism: Akanthomyces muscarius
Lineage: Eukaryota; Fungi; Ascomycota; Sordariomycetes; Hypocreales; Cordycipitaceae
Exons: 3
Coding region: 1-582 (193 amino acids)
Source: RefSeq, a predicted model, not a curated record
AUGCUAACCUCACUAAUGAACAUGAUGAGUGACCGCACGGAAUAUGUGACGAAAUGCCGCCAUGAGGAUCUUGCCGGCAUCACUUCUCACACUCUCGACAGCCCCAAGAUCCAGCAUCAUAAACUACUCAAUUUACAAGACGCCGCGGCGCCCGCCGAUGGGGACAAGACUAUGACUACCAACUGCCCCAGCAGUGUUGAUUCGGACUCCCUGCAGGAUAGGCGUCAAUACAAGAAGAUUGCUGUGCGAAAUGAUGACGGCUUUUUUCACUGCCCGUGGGAGGGUCAGCCAAGCUGCAACCACAAACCAGAGAGUCUUAAAUCUUUGUUCAACAAGCAAGUUGACGCUCAUUUGAAACCGUACAGGUGCAGAUGCACGAGAACGAGAAUAAUACGAUUCAGUGUAACUGCGCAGGCUGUGAGCGCGCUCAAACGGGACGUGGGUUUCGAAGAAGGUGGAAUCUCCUCGACCACAUGGCGCGCGUCCAUCGCACCUGUCCCUGCCCCGACCAAGGCUGUCAGGGGCCGCAAGCGCGCGGACGCCACGCAAGAGGCUCCGGUAGCAAGCUCCAAACAUCUCUGA